Diospyros lotus (date-plum) is the source of this 1817-nucleotide messenger RNA. Its product is annotated as ultraviolet-B receptor UVR8. The coding region runs from base 190 to 1674 and encodes 494 amino acids. NCBI's taxonomy places the organism in Eukaryota, Viridiplantae, Streptophyta, Magnoliopsida, Ericales, Ebenaceae. The record is from RefSeq and is a predicted model, not a curated record. The transcript is spliced from 11 exons.
CGGAAGUCGGAACCCCUCUCUCCCCUUUUAUGCACUCGCCUCGAUUAGGGCACUUUACCCACACUGCAACCUCUCUCUCUCAAUUUACAGCUUCUUGCUCUCUCCGAGGAAGAUAGAAGCGAGGCGAAAUACAUCAGAUUUUUGUUGUUUGUUGUUACUUGUUACUUUGAUUUUACUCGGGAAAUCGACAUGAAUGGGGAUGGGGAAGGAGGGGAAGAAGGUGUGAAAAUGGAGGUGGAAGAAGCAGUAGCGGGGAUAAAGGAGAGGUUGUUAGUGUACAUGUGGGGAUACCUUCCCGGAGCUCUGCCUCAGCGCUCGCCGCUUCUGUCUCCAGUGGUGGUUAGGCUUCCGCCGUCUGUUGGAGCCGGUUGCUCAUGGAAGGAUGUUUGCGGCGGCGGAUGCGGCUUCGCUAUGGCUGUCUCAGAUUUUGGAAAGCUCAUUACAUGGGGCUCAACAGAUGAUCUAGGGCAAAGCUACGUUACAUCUGGGAAACAUGGGGAAAUACCAGAGCCUUUUCCUCUUCCUACCGAAGCUUCAAUAGUAAAAGCUGCAGCUGGGUGGGCACAUUGUGUUGCAGUUACAGAGCAUGGAGAAGUAUACACGUGGGGAUGGAAAGAGUGUGUUCCCACUGGAAAGGUGUUUGGAGAUACAUCAACAGGGGAGAAGGAUGUGUACGAAAGACAGAGUUCUUUUUUGACAGAACAAGUGAGUCCCCGCUCUCGGAGUUCGAGAUCUUCCAGUGGAACAUUGUCUGGAACGGAUAGUACAGGUGGAGAAGAAAGUGCAAAGCGUAGGCGUAUGUCAUCGUCUAAGCAAGCGGCUGAAAGCUCACUGUCUGGUGACGAAACUCUCUCAGCAUUGCCAUGUCUUGUGGCACUGAACUCAGGAAUUAGGAUUGCUACAGUUGCUGCUGGUGGACGCCAUACUUUAGCAUUGUCAGUUUCAGAUGUCGGACAGGUGUGGGGUUGGGGCUAUGGAGGUGAGGGACAGCUAGGUUUGGGGUCCAGGGUACGGAUGGUUUCCUCUCCACAUCCUGUGCCUUGCAUUGAUUCCUCCUCUAUUGGAAAAGAUAGAUCUUCGCCCCUUUUGCGAGGAAGCUUGCGUUCAGAAGGACAAGGUUUUAGAGUUCCAGGAAGCUAUGUAAAAGGAAUUUCCUGUGGAGGAAGGCAUAGCGCAGUAAUUACGGAUGCUGGAGCAUUACUGACUUUUGGCUGGGGUCUAUAUGGUCAGUGUGGGCAAGGAAGCACAGAUGACGAGCUUAGCCCUGCUUGUGUAUCUUCCUUACUAGGCAUCCAGAUUGACGGCGUGGCUGCAGGACUCUGGCAUACAGUCUGCGUUUCUGCUGAUGGUGAUGUUUAUACAUUUGGUGGGAAUCAAUUUGGGCAGUUGGGUACAGGCACCGACCAGGCAGAGACUCUGCCCAGGCUUCUUGAUGCUCCUGGUUUGGAGAAUAUGAAUGUGAAAGCAGUAUCUUGUGGGGCUCGUCACAGUGCUGUUGUGACAGAUGAUGGAAAGGUGUUCUCCUGGGGAUGGAACAAGUAUGGACAGCUUGGCUUGGGAGAUAUGAUAGACCGCAGUGUUCCUUCUCAAGUUCAAAUUGAAGGUUGUGUAGCGAAAAAUAUUGCAUGUGGUUGGUGGCAUACCCUUCUGUUGGCUGAAUCGUCACCGACUUGAGAGCCUUGAACUGGGAAUUCCUGAUAGAAGUUUUGCUAGGUUACAGUAUCUUUGAUUGGUAUAAGAGCAUUUAAUUAUAUGUAUAUGUACAUACAGUAGCUUGUAUACGUAUGCACAUGCAAGUUACCAUUCUUUCCUACUAA